CUCGGGUGUGAUUCGCUUGCUGCUCACGCGCAUCGGUUUCUCGGCCUCAUGGCCGGGCUCACCCUGUUUGUGAGUCGCCUCCCUCCCUCGGCCCGCAGUGAGCAGCUGGAGGAACUGUUCAGUCAGGUGGGGCCGGUGAAGCAGUGCUUCGUGGUUACUGAGAAAGGGAGUAAGGAAUGUCGAGGCUUUGGCUACGUCACUUUCUCUAUGCUGGAAGAUGUUCAGAGGGCCUGCAAGGAGAUUACUACCUUUGAAGGCUGCAAGAUCAGCGUGACUGUUGCCAAGAAAAAACUGAGGAGCAAGUCCAGGGAAAAGGGGGAAAAUGGAAAUUCAAAGUCCCCAAAGAAGGAACCAAAGCCUAAAAAAGCCAAAGUGGCAGAUAAGAAAGCCAGGUUAAUUAUUCGCAAUCUGAGCUUUAAGUGUUCAGAAGAUGACUUGAAGACAGUAUUUGUUCAAUAUGGAACUGUCCUGGAAGUGAACAUUCCUAGGAAGCCAGAUGGAAAGAUGCGGGGAUUCGCUUUUGUUCAAUUCAAAAACCUCCUGGAAGCAGGAAAGGCCCUCAAAAGCAUGAACAUGAAAGAGAUAAAAGGACGAACAGUGGCUGUGGAUUGGGCUGUAGCAAAGGAUAAAUAUAAAAAUACCCAGUCUGCCUCUGCUGCAGGUGAGGAAAAGAAGCCUAAACCUGAACAGGAAUUAGAUGAAAAGGAUGGUAGGGGAAAAGAGGACAUGGAAGAGGAAGAUGGUGAUGAUGAUGAUGACGCUAUGGAAGAGGAUCAUGAGGAGGACGACGACGAGGAAGAGGAGGAUGAAGAAGCAAAGGUGACCAAGCCUGUGCCAACCCCCAAGAGAGCAGUCAAGAGGGCCUCUGUACAAAGCAGUGAAGAGGAGGAUUCUGAUGAGGACAGUGACUUGGAGGAGCGAGAUGAUCUUGAUAGUGGGGAGGAACUGGCCCAGAGUGACACCAGCACUGAAGAGCGAGAGGAUGAAGAUACACAAGCCUCAAAGAAAAAGAAGAAGAAGAAGUUACCCUCUGAUGUGACAGAAGGCAAAACUGUUUUCAUCAGAAACCUGUCCUUUGACUCAGAGGAAGAAGAACUUGGGGAGCUCCUCCAGCAAUUUGGAGAUCUUAAAUAUGUCCGCAUCGUCUUGCAUCCAGACACAGAGCAUUCUAAAGGUUGUGCCUUUGCCCAGUUCACGACUCAAGAAGCAGCCCAGAAGUGCCUUGAGGCUGCUUCUCCAGAGACGGAGGGCGGUGGACUUAGACUGGAUGGCAGGCAGCUCAAGGUGGACUUGGCAGUGACCCGUGAUGAGGCUGCAAAGCUCCGGACAAAGAAAGUGAAGAAGCCAACUGGAACCCGGAACCUCUACCUGGCCCGAGAAGGCUUGAUUCGUGCUGGGACUAAGGCUGCAGAGGGUGUGAGCGCUGCUGAUAUGGUCAAAAGAGAACGGUUUGAGCUAUUGAAACAUCAGAAACUCAAAGACCAGAAUAUCUUUGUCUCCCGGACCAGGCUCUGCCUCCAUAAUCUGCCAAAGGCUGUAGAUGACAAACAACUCAGAAAGCUGCUGCUGAGUGCCACAAGCAGGGAAAAGGGGGUGCGCAUCAAGGAGUGUAGAGUGAUGCGAGACCUUAAGGGAACUCAGGGGAAAAAUAAGGGUCAGUCCCUGGGCUACGCCUUUGCCGAGUUCCAGGAACACGAACAUGCGCUGACAGCUCUGCGGCACAUCAACAACAACCCCGAAAUCUUUGGGGCUCAGAAGAGACCAAUAGUGGAGUUCUCUUUGGAAGAUCGAAGGAAACUUAGAAUAAAGGAACUAAGGACCCAACGCAGCCUGCAAAAAAUGAACCCUCAGUCCUCAGCGGGUGAGCCCCAGCAGGCACAACGAGAGCCUGGAAAAGAGAAGCCUGGAAAAGAGAAGCAAAGGAAAGCAGGCCAGAACCACGCCCAGAAAGCAAGCGGGGCCCCGGAGCAGAACGGGAAGGCAGGCUCCGUCUCGUGGGCUGGGUUCCAGACCCAGGCCGAAGUGGAGCUGGUGGAGCUGCCAGAUGGGAAGAAGAGAAGAAAGGUUCUGGUGCUCCCUUCUCACCGCGGCCCCAAAAUCAGGUUGCGGGACAAAGGCAAAGUGAAGUCUCUCCCUCCCAAAAAGCCAAAGCCCCAGAUGAACCAGAGGAAGCAAGAGAAGCAGAAAUCAUCUUCUAAUCAGGCACCUAGGAAAAAAGCGAAGGGAAACAAGACAGAAGUUCGCUUCAAUCAACUGGUUGAACAAUAUAAGCAAAAAUUAUUGGGACCUUCUAACGGAGUGCCUCUUGCAAAGAGGAGCAAAUGGUUUGACAGUUGAUGCCAGCAGCCUGGAUGAGAAGCUGGAUUAUAUGCUUCUUGGUAAAGCUCCCAGCCUCCCCUCUUCCCCACCAGCCUUUAUGACGACAAGAAACCCAAGUGCACGUCACACUGGUGGGUGGCCCCCUGGACUGUGCACAUCUGAACUUUGACCCCUCCCAAGUGUGCUUAAUUAACCACAAAGAAAUAGCAAAACGAUGUCAUUGCUUCUUGCAUAUUAUCCAGAUUACUUGUGAACUUGUGUCUUUGAUUAUUUCCCAUUUUUAACUAUUUCCCAAGUGGAACCCAUUGUAAAAAGUGCCAAAAUUUUUAAGAUGUACAUUUUGUUGUGUCUUCUGUAAAUGAGAUAUUUUGUGCCUUUAUGAUUAACAGACUGUAUCUCAUUCCUAAUACAUGCGGAUCUCUUAUUUAUGGACAUUUUUUAUAUCCCUAACACUAAUUCUGUUAUGUACUCCUUUAUACUGCAGAAAUAGAUUAUGUAAGCACAGAGAAAUGAUUUUCCAGUGUAACCUGAGGUUGAGAGAAACUUGGAAAGUGAUUGAGGGCGGUGGGGCCUGGAGAGCGACACCUGCUAGUUGUUUGCUGAACCAGCAGGUGAUUGCUGGUAUUUGAUAGAAUCACUCACCUGGCUGGCAGUAACCUGCACUUUGUCUCACUGAGGGUCUUGUCCGGGAACUAAGGGAGUGGAUGGCAGAGAGUGAGCAUGAGGCCUGUGGCCUUUACCUGGUGGGUGGCCCGAACCAGACAGAUGCUUUGGACCUUAGCAUCUUCAUCUGUAGGAUAAUUUAAAAGUUUUC
Molecule: messenger RNA, 3133 nt
Organism: Condylura cristata (star-nosed mole)
Lineage: Eukaryota; Metazoa; Chordata; Mammalia; Eulipotyphla; Talpidae
Gene: RBM28
Product: RNA binding motif protein 28
Exons: 19
Coding region: 49-2337 (762 amino acids)
Molecular function (GO): RNA binding
Source: RefSeq, a predicted model, not a curated record